This is a messenger RNA of Photinus pyralis (common eastern firefly), 2189 nucleotides long. RefSeq names its product protein windpipe (gene wdp). The record is from RefSeq and is a predicted model, not a curated record. The coding region runs from base 268 to 1854 and encodes 528 amino acids. Lineage: Eukaryota; Metazoa; Arthropoda; Insecta; Coleoptera; Lampyridae. The transcript has 2 exons. Gene Ontology annotation, molecular function: protein binding.
GUUGUCUUUACUGCACGAAGCACCAUUAGGUACUUCUGAUAACGGUGUUCGAGUUCAUUCGUAGAUAGAAAUUCGCAUGUCCAUCUACUCUUCAGAUAUCAUUUGAGCGUUUGUGUCGCCGGUGUGCGCAUUUCGAUUUUAAAAAAAUACCGCGGCUAGUGACCAAUUGAAUUUUUUUAAAUUACAAACGCAUCAGUGAAGUGAAAUUUUUAUUGUAUAAACUUUCUAGGUGCAUUAAUGUGCAGGAUUAGAAAUCCAUAGUUUAAUAUGGAAAUCUGGUUCCUGCCCCUUCUGCUGUGUGUCGCUGCAGCGGCAGUUAUCGCAUCGACGCUUUGCCCAGAUUCAUGUACUUGUCUGGGAAAUACUGAAGCGCAUUGCACGUCUCUGCAAUUUACAAAGAAGAAGCCGAAUAAUCAUUUUCAACAUUUAUCCAAACUGGAUGUGAGUAACGCAGGAAUAUUUAAAUUAGGUUACAAUCUGAAGGCAUUUUCCAACUUAAAACAUUUAAAUUUAUCAUGGAACAAGAUCCAACAUGUUUCAGCACAAUUUCUACCGGAAUCUUUGGAGACUCUCGAUAUUUCGCAUAAUUAUAUUAAAUACUUUCCCCGAAAAUUACACUCACUGCCUAAAUUGAAGGAGGUUUCCUUCGAAGGUAAUCCCAUUCACUGCGAUUGCGAUUCGGCCUCAGACUUUUGGGUAUUGCAAAAAAAUGAUGUAACCGUACACUUUCCCAAAUGCGUUGGACCAAACGGGGGUAAUUUUUUGCAAUCGAUUAAGUGCCAUGACGAUCUGUUCGGAAAUAUGCAGGGCGAUGCACCGUACGAAGGAUCCGGGUCUGAGACUACAAUAGAAGAAGAAAUGGAGAGGGAGUAUAUAAUUCCCGACAUAACAACCGCUCCCGAAGAGACAACAGAACCACCCAAAGCAGUAGAGGAAGAAGGUAGCGGCACGGGAAUAGACACUCAGACCCCUGAAGAAUAUGACGAUGGUUCCUCCUCUACAACCGACGAGUACGACUACGAUAAUGUUACGGACUUAAUUGAACCAGUAAUUACACAAGUCAAUGAAUCAAAGUUGAGCAGCAUCUUUGUCAAACCAUGUAAUUUCGAUUGCUCUACCCCAUUUCCGAUCGACAGCAGCAAUGAUACUAGCGAAUCACCAUCGCCCAACUUAGUAGACGGUUUUCUAAUGAUUGCAAACGACUUGGGAAUUCUUGACGAUGGAAAAAAUGACAAUGAUACCCUAACCACAAGCGACUUAGUUGAAGUAACCACCGAACCGUACAACAAAACGGCUAGUGCAGUAAUCACCGACCCAGGGUUGAAUUUGAAAGAAAAAUCUGGAAAAGUCACUACUGUUGAAACUGAAUCAUCUAACACCUCUUAUAUAUUUUUCGGGCUGUUUCUCUUGUUAAUUGUCGGCGGAGUUGCGUACGUUUGGUAUAAACGGUCGAGAGCAAGUCGACAUAAUCGUGCCCCGCAGACGAAUGGUGAAGACAAAACCGAACCGAUGGAAGAAGUUGAACUCCUGACAAAGGCUCCCGCUGAUGACGGUCAUCAAAACGGAAGGCCAGAAUCUGUGCCGUUCAUUAACGGUAGUAAAGACAAUAAACCUAACGAAGACGACGACAAUUAUAUAAACUCUGUUAAGGAACCCGAACCAAAGAAUGAGGAGGAUGUGGAGCUCAGGAAGCCCCCGCGUAAAAACGUCCCACUGUCAUCUGACACGAAGCGCGUAACCAUAAAGGCCGGCGAGAUUCCCAACUCGACUCCCAAGACACCAGUUUUGGUAACCCGACAUCUCAAUAGUGAUGGAGACAUAGUAACGAUACCAAAUGUUGAUCAAGAUGUUUAAGUGGCUAGUGUUUAAUUUUAAUAACCGAUUAUGUUUAUGUAAUUUGUGAUAAUCAAAGGGUUUGUUCCUACGGUGCAACGUUCUGUUAUCCAGUUUGGCUACGUAGUUCUCUAGAGAUUGCACACUUGCCUUUCAAUUUAAGAAGAGACUGAAUGUACGUUUUUUUUUCAAAUAUUAUUUAAUGACAAAACGAUUUGAAUUAAGCCUAGUAUUACCAAAGUUUCGUUUUUUUUUUAAAUAGUUAUACUUAGCACUAUAAUAUUGUUGUUCGAAUAGUUUGUAUAGGUAUUCGUUUGUACUGAAAAUGCGUUAUUUUUUAAAUAUUUUAUAAAAUG